GUCCGUUGUGUCGGGUGUUUGGGAGUCUCGAGCGGAGCGGCGCGAGAGCCGCAGCAACCGUCUGACUGGAGAUUAAUGGGAGCGCGAGGAGCCGGCGGUCAGCAUGCCGCGGCCUGCUAACGUUCCGAGUCCUGAGGAAUUGUACCACAGUGAAAAUGAGACGAUGAUUCCAGUACUGUCAUCGAAAAGAGCAAGUGAACUACCAGUCGAUGAAGUUGCCAGCAUUUUGCAGGCUGACCUUCAUAAUGGGCUGAAAAAUGGGGACAUUUCUCAGCGUCGAACAUUCCACGGGUGGAAUGAAUUUGAAAUCAGUGAAGAUGAACCUCUUUGGAAAAAAUACAUUUCACAGUUCAAAAAUCCUCUUAUUAUGCUGCUUCUGGCUUCAGCUGUAAUCAGCAUUCUAAUGCACCAACUGGAUGAUGCAGUCAGCAUUACUGUGGCAAUACUAAUUGUGGUCACAGUCGCCUUUGUCCAGGAGUAUAGAUCUGAAAAAUCCCUAGAAGAGCUAAGCAAAUUGGUUCCUCCAGAAUGCCACUGUGUGCGGGAAGGAAGGGUGGAGCACUUGCUUGCCCGUGAACUGGUUCCAGGAGAUACUGUAUGCUUGACUGUUGGAGAUAAAGUCCCUGCUGAUUUGCGUCUGUUUGAGAUCGUGGACAUUUCCAUUGACGAGUCUAGCCUUACGGGAGAGACCUCACCAUGUUCAAAGUUAACCACUCCACAACCUACAGCGAGUAAUGGUGACCUGGCAUCCAGAAGCAAUAUUGCUUUCAUGGGCACAUUGGUUAGAUGUGGGAAGGCUAAGGGCAUUGUUAUAGGAACCGGAGAAAACUCAGAAUUUGGAGAGGUUUUCAAAAUGAUGCAAGCUGAAGAAGCCCCAAAGACACCAUUACAGAAAAGCAUGGACCUGCUUGGAAAACAACUUUCAUUAUAUUCAUUUGGUAUUAUAGGUGUUAUAAUGUUGGUUGGCUGGCUGCAAGGGAAACACAUUCUUGAUAUGUUCACUAUUGGAGUGAGCUUGGCUGUUGCUGCCAUUCCUGAAGGUCUGCCCAUUGUAGUGACAGUAACACUGGCUCUUGGUGUGAUGAGAAUGGUGAAGAAAAGAGCCAUUGUGAAGAAGCUCCCAAUUGUGGAAACUCUAGGUUGUUGCAAUGUGAUAUGUUCUGAUAAAACCGGGACACUCACGAAGAAUGAAAUGACAGUAACGCAUAUUUUUACUUCUGAUGGACAGCAUGCUGAGGUUGUUGGUGUUGGCUAUAACAGAUAUGGAGAGGUAUUGAUGGAUGGUGAAGUGAUUCAUGGCUUCUCUAAGUCUUCAAUAAGUAGAAUUGUGGAGGCUGGCUGUGUAUGUAAUGAUGCUGUUAUUCAGAAUGACUCCCUGAUGGGACAACCUACUGAGGGAGCUUUGAUUGCUCUUGCAAUGAAGAUGGGUCUGGAAGGUCUUCAGCAUGAUUAUUUAAGAAGAGCUGAAUAUCCAUUUAGUUCGGAGCAGAAAUGGAUGGCUGUGAAAUGUGUGCACAGAACUCAGCAGGAUAAAGCAGAGAUCUAUUUUAUGAAAGGCGCCUAUGAACAUGUAAUUCAGUUUUGCUCAAGCUACAACAGCCAAGGUCAAACUCUGUCACUCACCCAGCAACAGAAGGAAUUAUAUCACCAGGAGAAAUCGUACAUGGGCACUGCUGGACUUCGAGUCCUCGCUCUAGCGUCUGGACCUGAACUUGGACAACUCACCUUCUUGGGACUGGUAGGAAUGAUUGAUCCACCAAAAUCAGGUGUAAAAGAAGCAGUCACCACACUGAUUAACUCCGGGGUUGCAAUCAAAAUGGUCACUGGAGAUUCACAAGAGACAGCAGUUGCCAUAGCCACUCGUUUGGGUUUAUGUUUCAAGGGUUCACAAACCAUAUCUGGAGAAGAAAUAGAUUCACUUGAUAUUCAAGAACUAUCACAAAUUGCCCCGAAGGUGGCAGUGUUUUAUAGAUCCAGUCCUAGGCACAAGCUGAAGAUCAUUAAGUCUUUACAGAACAACGGUGCUGUGGUAGCAAUGACAGGUGAUGGAGUAAAUGAUGCCGUUGCCCUGAAAGCUGCUGACAUAGGGGUAGCCAUGGGACAGAUGGGCACAGAUGUCUGCAAGGAAGCAGCAGACAUGAUUCUUGUGGAUGAUGACUUUCAGACAAUAAUGUCUGCAAUUGAAGAGGGUAAAGGCAUUUACAACAAUAUCAAAAAUUUUGUGCGAUUCCAGCUCAGCACGAGUAUAGCUGCUCUAACAUUGAUCUCCCUAGCCACAUUGAUGAAUUUUCCCAAUCCACUGAAUGCUAUGCAGAUUUUGUGGAUUAACAUAAUCAUGGAUGGACCACCAGCACAGAGCCUUGGAGUAGAACCUGUUGAUAAAGAUGUUAUUAGACAACCCCCAAGAAAUGUGAAGGACAGUAUUCUGACCAGAAGUCUCAUUGUGAAAAUUCUUGUUUCUUCAUUGAUGAUUGUUUCUGGGACAUUAUUCGUCUUCUGGAGAGAGUUACAGGAUAAUGUCAUCACACCCCGAGAUACAACAAUGACUUUCACCUGCUUUGUGUUCUUUGACAUGUUCAAUGCGUGGAGUUCCAGAUCACAGACAAAAUCUAUCUUUGAAAUCGGGUUGUGCAGCAACCGAAUGUUUUGUUACGCCGUUCUUGGGUCCAUCAUGGGACAGUUGCUGGUUAUUUACUUCCCACCGCUCCAGAAAGUUUUUCAGACUGAAAGCCUCAGUAUUCUAGAUCUUCUUUUUCUAGUGGGGCUUACUUCCUCAGUUUGCAUAGUCUCUGAGAUCAUAAAGAGGCUGGAGAGACGAAAAGAGAAAAUGGGGAAGCAAUCCAGGUGUUUUCUUGAUGUAUGAUGCAUAUUGCAUCUUGGAAUUUAAUAAGGCAAGAUACUAGGAACCUAAUGACCUAAUGGUGAUUUUGAAGGGGGAGGUAAUUUCUAAAGCUUUACUUUGAACAUUAUGGCACUCAUUGUAAUUUAAAGGAACUAAAAAAAAAUGUUGAAAAUUAGGACUAUGAAGUAAAUCUCAAUCUCAAUCCAUUGAGAUAGCAGAAUACAGCGGAAUGCAGAUUUUUUCCCCUGCAGACAGUUUUUGCUGCUUUAAGUGUACAGAACCGUUUGCUUUCGAUUUUGGAGGAACCCUUCUGUGAAUGGUUGCAGAGUAGAGUCUGCAUUACACUGGACAGAAUGAAGGACUUUUCCCCAUUUGUUUUUCAUUAUUUAACAAUGGUUGGUAGGUUAUUUUAUAUAUGGUGGUGUGGAGUUUUCAUCAGCACAAUUUAGGUGUAUAUAUGCAUCUGCCAUUCCAUUUUGUCCACGAUGUGAACCACAAAAGUGAAAUGCCUGGAGCUGUUUUAUUUUUUAAUGUAAUAUUAAAUAAUAAAUAGCUGAAUUGCUUUUGUGCUGGUUUUAUUAAAUUUUACAGGUCUUGACCACUAUAGAAACCAUGGUUUGAAAUGUAGAGGUGGUUUUACAUUACAUCAGAAGUGUACGUAUGUUUUAACAGAAAAAGUGCAAAUGUGUACAGUUUUGUGUUGAAUUAAGUCUGCAUAUGCUUGAGCAUCUGAUCAGUUAGUAGUCUAAAUACAGAACCCACAUUCUUGUUUUUUUAACGUGUGCUUUUCUUGCCAUUAGUAGUUGAAUGCAGAUUGUGUAAAAUGUGGCAAUAUAAACAGCAUUGCUUUUUCUAAGACAUGCAAACGUAACAGAAUGGAAAUUAAGCGGUGAAUUUUCUACUGUAUUUGGAUGACACCAUUUCUCAGGCUACUUGCUCUGUGAUGGAUAUGUAUAAUGUAUUUGAAAAAUAUAAAAUUUGUAAUUAAACAAUCUUUGUAAAACUAA
Molecule: messenger RNA, 3849 nt
Organism: Callorhinchus milii (elephant shark)
Lineage: Eukaryota; Metazoa; Chordata; Chondrichthyes; Chimaeriformes; Callorhinchidae
Gene: atp2c1
Product: ATPase secretory pathway Ca2+ transporting 1
Exons: 27
Coding region: 104-2863 (919 amino acids)
Biological process (GO): intracellular calcium ion homeostasis; calcium ion transmembrane transport; manganese ion transport
Cellular component (GO): plasma membrane; endoplasmic reticulum; Golgi membrane
Molecular function (GO): ATP hydrolysis activity; P-type calcium transporter activity; ATP binding
Source: RefSeq, a predicted model, not a curated record